Molecule: messenger RNA, 877 nt
Organism: Argiope bruennichi
Lineage: Eukaryota; Metazoa; Arthropoda; Arachnida; Araneae; Araneidae
Exons: 6
Coding region: 200-661 (153 amino acids)
Source: RefSeq, a predicted model, not a curated record
UGUUUUCAUUUCGAUUGCUCUGGUCUGCUCGCGAAUUUUCCAUGGAGUGUUUUGGUUAUCGUAAAAUUCUAGAAUAAGGUUAUUUGCUAUUACAGUGUAAGGUUGUUAACUUCUUCAUUAGCACUUAUGUUCUCGAGAGUUAUUUAUAAACAGUGUAAUACUUUUGAGUAUCUACUAUUUUAAUCAGAUUAUCUAAGUCAUGGAUAUAAAGAGGCCACAUACCACUUUUAUGCCUACAUUUCUUCCUAAUUACAGUAUUCUUACUGAAGAUGUGAAGCAUAUUGCAUAUUGGAAAGCUCUUCUGCGGUCAUAUACAGUAGAUCGGGAACGUGCUCUGCUGUCUUUCCAAAGACGUCUGAAGGAAAGUCAGAAAAAAAUUGAAAUAUGUACUCAGGAGUCUAAUGACAUAGAAUUGCAGCUAAAUACAGUUGAAAUGAAAAUUGCUGAAGCUUUUCAGCUAACACAAGAAGCUGAAGCAGAAGCUUUACAAACAGUUAAAGAGAAUGGAACCAUUAAAAGAAAAAUUAUAGAUCUGAAAAAAGAUCUAGAUGAACAAGGAAGAAUAAUCAAAAGGGCCAAUGAUGCCAUGCAAGCCAUAUCAAAAAGCUGUGUAAGAAGAAAUAAGAAACGAAAAGUAGUACCUGACGAUGGACCUACAUAACCCUAAUCAAACUUAGCGCACAAUGGAUUCUUGUAAAUGGCAACUUUGCUGUGAUAUAAGAAAAUCAUGUGUUCAGGACCUAUCUCUGUAGAAAAAGAAAUCUGUUACAUUUAUUGUUUUACAAAGUCACAUUAAAGCUGGGGAUUUUAUGUGUCAUUAAGAAAACUGUGAAUUAGUUUCAUCUUCAGUGUAAAAAUAAAAAUUUGUUUUGUGAAA